AUGCCCGGGAACCCACUUCCGCGCGACGUGCACCUGUUUGGCCACGAUUGGGGCGCCGUGCUUGCCUACAUAUUGGCGCGAAAGGGGAGCAGGGAAAAAGUUCGCGUGACCUCGGUGGUCACCGUGGCCGUCCCUCACGAGGCCGCCCGAGGCUUCCUCACGCAUCCUCGCCAGUUCCUGAAUUCCUGGUACAUGCUCUUCAUUCAACUUCCUUUCCUCCCAGAGUUCUGGUUCCGCGCCGGCGGUCGCUUUUGGGGCUUGCACCAACUCUGGGGAGGUUGGUCGCCGGGCUAUACCCUCCCUCCUUCUCACCUCGCCUCGCUCCAUGCCACUUUCUCGGAGCCCGGGGUCCUGAUGAGCAGCAUGCAAUACUACCGCGAUAAUGUGCCGGGCAUGCUCCUCGAGAUAUUGAAGGCCGGACUGGGGCGGGGGGGGUCGGGGACGGAGGGAGAGGAAGAGAGGAAAGAAGCGUCGGUGGUCGCGGCGCCAACGUUGGCCUUGUCGGGCUUAAACGAUGGGUGCAUUGACCCUGUCCUCUACGAUGUGGCCAUGGGCCUGCCUACGGACGGCAUGCGGGUGGACCAUCCCUUGUUCCCAGCGGGGGUCCGGGUGAUGAAAUUGGAAGGAGGGGGACAUUUCCUCCACCGGGAAAAGGCCGAAGAGGUGAAUGACUUGGCCGUGGCGUGGUUCAAGAAGCACUCAAAAAUGGGAUGA
This is a messenger RNA of Nannochloropsis gaditana CCMP526, 714 nucleotides long. RefSeq names its product alpha beta hydrolase fold protein. The record is from RefSeq and is a predicted model, not a curated record. The transcript is spliced from 3 exons. The coding region runs from base 1 to 714 and encodes 237 amino acids. Gene Ontology annotation, molecular function: catalytic activity.